Blepharisma stoltei is the source of this 3311-nucleotide messenger RNA. Lineage: Eukaryota; Ciliophora; Heterotrichea; Heterotrichida; Blepharismidae. The record is from the annotation of a GenBank genome assembly.
AUGUCAACGCCAAAAAGCCAUACAUCAAUGAACUUUUACAACAAUGGGAAUCAUCAAAGAUCCUUGCCACUUAUUUUAAAUAAAAGCAAAACAGUAAGAGUAAGGACUUCAGGGACACCGAAUUUUGCAGCAGCAAGCCCAAUUUUUCCAUCAAAGUCUAUGAGGCGGCAGUCAAUGCCUAAUGAAGAUACAGAAGACAUCAUGGAAGAUCCUCCUGAAAGACAAUUGUCUAAGGGAAGCAUGGAAUUUUAUCUUGGGCCACUUGGUGCCCAAGCGAGGCUCGAAUUUUUCGAAUCAUAUAAGAACAUUCGAAAUCAAUCUCAAAGAACUCAAUUUGAGCAUUUAGAAGAAAACCCAAAUUUAGCUUACUUAGAAAAGAUUGAUAAGGAACGCUUAAAUCCAAACCCAUUUGGGAUUAUUCGGAGAAAAGGCCCAGAAGCUGCAAUUGACAUUCGUCAUUACAGCAUGGGGGAUAAUUAUGCGAGAGCUUUUUCAAGAGGGUUAAAUCACUACAGAGAAUUAGAAAGGCUUGAUUUAGGCUCAAAUAGGCUUACAGAGAGUGGAAGUGUUAAAAUAUUAAAAAAUCUUCAAGACAAAAAUGUCAGAACUUUAAGUUUAGCUGACAAUUCCUUAGGGAUAAAAUCAAUUGAAAAAAUUAUCGAGCUUGCAUCAAGGCCAUUUUCAAAACUAAAACACAUCAAUUUAGAAAAAACAAAAAUCGGAGAUUCUGCAGUAAUUGACUUAUGCAAGCACCUUACUGAAAAUAAAGUAGUGACUAAGCUAAAUUUAGCAUGCAACAAUAUCACCUCAAAAGCAGCAACUGCAAUAAAAGAAAUGAUAAGAUACAACACCUGUAUAAAAAAUCUUGAUUUUCAUUGGAAUAACUUAAGAGGAUUAGGAGCAAUUGAAAUUUUUGAUGCUCUUUAUCAGAAUGACUGCAUAAGGCAGUUAGACUUAUCUUGGAAUGCAAUGGGAAGAUAUGAAAAUUCAGACGUAGGCCAAGCAAUUUCAAAGGCGCUGAGGAUAAAUUCUAUUCUUAAGCAUUUAGAUCUUUCCUAUAACUAUUUUAGUGAAGAAGAGUGCAAAAUUAUUGGUCAAGGCCUAAGCGAAAACCAUGAUUUAUUAGGAAUCCACAUGCUUGGUAAUGACUGCUAUAUUGAUUCAAGAGGGUUCAUAAUUCCGACAGCAUACAGCGGAAAAAUCGAGCAAGGCCAUUUUUUCCACAGAAUUCUAGGCAAGGACAAAAAUAAAAGCCCUCAAAGAGGAGGCUUCUCCAUGAAUUGCUGGAUCUGUGAAAAAUGGAUGGAGAUGAUUUUUGCAUGAAUUCCUGGGAGAUCUGGAGCUGCCAAAGAGGAUCCUAUUUUCCUUCAUUUGGAAUGUGAUGGCUAUACACCUCAGCUAAUGGACAUUCUUCCUAAUGGAUCAUUUCAGCUUAUCAGAGCUGUUCCUCCAGGUACUAUAAAAUUUUUUUACAGUGACUUAAAUGGCCCAAUGAAAUCUGAUGAAUUUAAAAUUAAAUAUUUAGACCAGCCUUUCAAAAAUAAGCUUCAUUAUGGAGGUGGGUAUACAGAAACAGUCAAUAUCCAUGCUGUAAAUAUAAGAAAUGUUAUUGGAGAUGAAUGUGGGGUUAAAUAUACAUUUAAUGUAAAACCCAGAAUUAUUGGAAGAGUGUAUCAGCCACCAUUAGAAGAAAUAGAAAGAAUUCCAUGGAGUAUUCCUAUAUCACUGUUUAAGGAUUAUAAAUUUGAUACUGAAAAAUAACUUAUGUGGAGGGAUUUCCUCUUCUGGGCUCAUUUUAUUAAUAUAAAGCUUAGGUUUUCUAGAGAAUUCUCUUCUGCAACAUCAGAUAACCAACAGCUAGAGGUGCGCAGCUUUACGACCUGGUCAAAGCCUAAUGGAAACACUGGAUUUUACUGCUUGGCACUUCAGAAAAGGGGUGAAAUUUAGCGCGGAUACGUACAGAAGCUGAACUCAGAGUGAUGGCAAUGCGCGAGGCGAGAGACACUGAUUAGGAUGGAGGCGGCAAGGUAUAGGAUGGUCUGCUAAUUUUUGUCAUAAAUACUCAUGAAGUCACCACAUUUUUGUCUCAUGCCCAGAUGCCUUAAACACUUAAUCUAAUGUAAUGUAUGAUACUGAAGAAACCUUAAACGAGUGUUUUGAGUUUGAUUGGAGAUACUCAAGAUUAGCUAAUUUUGUAAAAAAUCCAACUGAUCAAGAAGCUGUGAGAGAUAUUUUAAAGAAAAACUAUAUGCAUAUUAAAGAAACGUUUAAAAACUUGUCUGCAUAUGGAGGAUCUGAGCUAUUUUCAAUAGGAACAAAUGUGCUUACUGAUUUCCUCAACCAAUGUCUUCUUAUAGAUACCUUUUACGGAGCAAGUGAUAUGGGUGUGAACUGGAACUCAGUCAUUGUUCCAAAAGAAAAAGGGCAGAUUUAUAAUCCAGGCAGUGCUUUAGUAAGGUAUGAAUUUAUGGAAAUCCUGGUUAGAAUUGCUAAUGAUAGAUUUCUGAGGAACAAAAUCUGCAGUAAUAUUGCAGAUUCUGUACAAAAAAUGAUUGACGACCAUUUAAUUAAAAAUAUGAUUCCAAUGGAUACCAAUAUAUGAAGAAAUGAAAAAUAUGCCAAUUUGAUUAAUCAUGCUAAUUUUUAUUAGUUGAUAAAUGCAAUAACUUGCCGAUAAUAGUUAAUAAUUAUCGCAAUUAAUUCAAUUAAAUACAGCUUAUCUUUGUGAAGAAGUAGAUUUAGUAUUAAAAGCCCAUAAACCCAUUUUAGAUGCAAUCUACAAAAAAUAUAGUGGGAAAAAGACUCUUCCUGGACAAAAAGUAUUUAUGUGUUUAGAUGAGUUUAGGAACUUGUGCAACGAAGGUGGACUUGUUAAUGAUAAUUUUGCGAGCAGAGAAAUUGACCUUUGCUUUAACUUAGCAAUGAUGACUCAAAUUGAUGAGCUGUAUAAGAAAAGACACAUAGAGAUGAGCUUUGUGGAGUUCUUAGAGGCAAUAUGUAGAGCGUUCGAUAUGGCAAGCAUUGCUAAUGUUCCAUUGAUUGAGUUGGAAGAAGAAAAGCAUCUAUUUGAUCCCAAAAAUGACAAGCUUCCGCUUAAUAAGAAAGUUGAAGCAGGAGUACAAAGUCUAAUUAGGCUUUGCCCCGAUGCUGUUCGUGAAACUUUUGUUUAUCCAACUGAUGAAACUUAUAAGAAAAUGAUGUAUAGGCCUAGAACUAACUCAAAGGUAAAUUUAUGCUAUUUAAAUAUCUUAAUAAUUAUAUUUUAUUGUUUAAAUAAUAAAUUAUUCGUCAGUAGUAAGGCAUCUAAUUAA